AUGCACCUUCGAGAUCCAGUCUUGCUUGUCUUCGGGAAAUAUGCCCUACAGGAAGAUUUUGAAGUUCCUGAUAGUAACUCCACCCAACGCUCACUUCGUGAAAAGCUACUUGGCUCUCCCCAGGCUUGGUACCCUCGUCGAUUUUACGACAGUGUUCAUGUGCCUCCAAACACUGAAGAAGCAUCGGUGGACAUUAAAUGUCCGGGUCUGGUUUGUGAACUGUUUCCCUUUCAGAGGAGAGCAGUUCGCUGGCUUUUGCAAAGAGAAGGAAUGGAGCUCCAAUCGAAUGCAACCCCCACUCCCACCAAAAGAUUCUCUACGAGGGGUCUUCCAGCAUCAUUUCAGCAGAUGCAAGACGCGGAUGGACGGAUCUGCUACUUUAGCCAUCUGUUCAUGAUAAUAACUUACGAUCUCUCAAAAUGGGGGGAUGAUGCAUCAGAUCACAUGCAAGGUGGAAUUCUCGCAGAGGAGAUGGGAUUGGGAAAAACUGUCGAGAUGAUUGCGCUGGUUAGCUUGAAUCGACGCCCUAUCCAACUGAAGCCUGAUCCUGACGGGCUGAGAAUAUCAGGGGCCACAUUAAUCAUCACCCCACCUGCAAUUCUCGAGCAGUGGAAACAGGAGUUUCAGCAGCAUGCUCCAGAACUCCGAGUGCAUCACUAUACAGGAAUCAAGCGUGGUCAAGAACAGUCAGAUGAUUUGGUGAUCGAAGAACUUGCCGAAUAUGAUGUUGUUCUAACCACAUAUAAUGUGAUCUCCCGCGAGGUGCAUUACGCUAAUUCGGCACCAAAAAGAACUUUGCGCCACGAGAAGAAGUUUGAGGUUCGUAAGACACCACUAAUCCGAAUCUCUUGGUGGCGAGUUUGUCUUGAUGAAGCCCAAAUGAUUGAGAGUGGAGUCAGCAACGCAGCCAAGGUGGCCCGAGUUAUUCCUAGAGUCAAUGCCUGGGCUGUCACGGGUACACCUCUUCGACGUAACAUCGAUGAUCUUUUUGGCCUGCUGUUGUUUCUUCACUAUUACCCAUUUUGUCAUUCGAAUCCAUUGUGGACUCGGUUGUAUUCCAGGUUUGGGCCAGUUUUAGUGCAAAUCAUCCAAAAGAUCGCCCUUCGCCACACAAAGGAUUGUGUCCGGGAUGAACUCCGAUUGCCACAGCAGAAGAGAAUCGUCAUCACCACUCCAUUUACAGCUAUUGAAGAACAACAUUAUGGUCAACUCUUCGAGGAAAUGUGUAAUGAAUGUGGUCUUGAUGCGACAGGGUCACCUCUCCGCAGUGAUUGGAAUCCCGAAGAUCCCGGCAUCAUUGAACGAAUGCGGUCUUGGCUAACACGACUACGCCAGACAUGCCUACACCCCGAGGUCAGUGGCAGUAACCGACGUGCUUUAGGUGGAAGUGGGCCACUGCGCACCGUUGAUGAGGUCCUCGAGGUCAUGAUUGAGAAUAACGACACAUCGAUCCGUACCGAAGAGCGAACUCUCCUUCUAUCGCAGCUCCGUCGCGGGCAGUUUCUGGAGAAUGCAAAACGCCGGAAGGAGGCUUUAUCCCUUUGGCAGGCAGCUUUAGAUCAUUCUACCCAGCUGGUUCAAGAUAGCAGAGCACAGCUACGAUUGCAGAAAGAAAUUUUGAAAAGAGCCCUGAAAGAUGAUACGAAGGAUCAAUCAGAUGUAAGCGACGAUGAAAACGAAGAAGCCGACAAGAAUAGUCGCAUUGGCCAAUGUCGGCUGAGAUUGCGCGCUGCUCUCGAGGUUCAGCACAUUGCUGUCUUUUUCACUGCAAAUGCAUACUACCAAAUCAAAAGUGACCCAAGUCUCACCCUGCCAGAGUCCGAGGACUUCAAGGUACUUGAGAAGAAAGAAGAGGCAGCCUACGAAGCUGCCAAGGUCAUCCGGAAGGAGAUGUUGACCGACAUCUCCAAAAAAGUCGAACGAUACAUGAAAAUGAUCAAGGAGAAAAUGCAAAAAAAGCAGUUUGUCCAAAUUCCGAAGAUGAAACCCCACCUGUAUAGUAGAGGGCUUGAAUCAUAUCGACUACUCAACAAUUUUGAAGACUUGUGCAAUGCUUUGAACAGACAUGCUGAGCAAUAUAUUGAGUGGCGCGAGGUGAUGACCAAACUUGUUUCUCAGUCGCUCAUUGACCAAGAAGAGGAUGCGGAGCUUGAGGGCAAUGAGUACGAGCGGUCAACCAAACAUCAAGACGAGAUGUAUGUCUAUAUGGAGGCUCUGCGAACGUUGUAUGCAGACCGCCAUGAUGCCCUCACCGGCCAAAAGAACAUUCUCAUCUCUCACGAGGUCAAGGCCGGCAUAAUACAAGCGCAAAAAGAUGAAGGGCCUUCUCCAAAACUAUUUCUUUCCAUCAUGAAUAUCCGCAGUGAACUCAUGCCCGACUCCCAGUGGGGAUCACUUCGUGGCAUUGUCGGUGAACUCCGCAGUCUGGCGACUUCGCUCGAUUGGCAGGCGAAUGGGGGAAGCGCGCGGGCCCGAGCUGAACUUGAGCUGGUUAUCGAGGUUUUGAAAAAUGCCGGACAGAUGAUUGCCGAGCAACUCAAAGUGUCAGCCAGCUUGGAAAGGGAGGUCGAAAUGUUCCGUGAUACAAUGAACAACAGGCUGGAGUAUUACCGCCACUUGCAGCAGAUCUCGGAUACGGUUGCACCUUAUGACGAGGAAAAUGCUGGAAAGCCUAUGAAUGAAGAACUCUUUGCUUCCAAGCUAAGGCAGGAAGAGCUGCUCGAAAGCAAAAUCUCUUCUAUGAAGUCCAAGAGACGAUAUCUUAUUCAUCUUCGAGAUGAGACCAGCUCAGAACACCCCAGCAGGAUUUGCAUCAUCUGUCAAUCGAGCUUCGAAGAUGGCGUCUUAACCGUUUGUGGUCACAAAUACUGUACUGACUGUCUGCGAUUGUGGUGGCGUCAACAUCGAACCUGCCCGAUGUGCAAGAAGCACCUAAAAUACAACGACUUUCAUCAGAUUACCUACAAGCCACAGGAACUUAUUGCCCAAGAGGAAGAGUCAGCUAUCAAAUUUGAUCAGGGCCGCCACUCGCAGAAUGCGAUAUAUAGUGACAUCAGUUCUGGUGUUUUGAAUCAGAUAAAAAAUAUCGACCUAGAUGGUUCCUUUGGCACCAAGAUCGAUACUCUUGCACGUCAUAUAAUAUGGCUACGAGAACAUGAUCCUGGAGCCAAAUCAAUCAUCUUUUCUCAGUACAAAAAUUUCUUGCUAGUUUUGCAAGGAGCUUUCCUUCGCUUCAAAAUCGUCAGCAGCAGCAUUGAUCAUCCGAGUGGUAUCGAAAACUUCAAGAAGGAUCCUGCGGUGGAAUGCUUUUUAUUGCAUGGGAAAGCACAGUCGUCAGGGCUGACAUUGAUCAAUGCCACCCACGUGUUUUUAUGUGAACCACUAAUCAACACUGCGAUUGAACUCCAAGCCAUUGCUCGAGUUCAUCGAAUUGGCCAGCAUCGGCCCACUACCGUUUGGAUGUAUCUCGUUUCCGGUACGGUGGAAGAGUCUAUAUAUGAGCUUUCUGUUGCUCGUCGACUUGCCCAUAUCAUUGAAAAGGAGAAAAAAGAGAAGAAGGCUCAAUCCACAAUUUCUGGUUAUUUUGAUGAAUCAUUAAUUAAUGAUGUCACGGAAACCGCCAUUGACUCUGCCAACUCCUUGGAAAUACAAGAUGCAGGCUUAACAAACUUGAUGACAAGUGGUGCAUCGGGUGGAGAAAUGGUCAAAAAGGAUGAUCUAUGGCAGUGUCUCUUUGGAAACUCUAUCCAGAAGGAGGGUGAAAACAAACGUUCGACUGAGACCGAGAGAGAAGUUAGCAGGUUCUUGCGAGGCGAAGCCGCCGAUCAGCGAAGAGAAGUUGGCUAA
Messenger RNA from Penicillium odoratum, 3846 nucleotides. RefSeq lists its product as uncharacterized. Gene Ontology annotation, molecular function: ubiquitin protein ligase activity; metal ion binding; ATP-dependent chromatin remodeler activity. The transcript is spliced from 3 exons. Gene Ontology annotation, cellular component: nucleus. NCBI's taxonomy places the organism in Eukaryota, Fungi, Ascomycota, Eurotiomycetes, Eurotiales, Aspergillaceae. Bases 1 to 3846 code for a protein of 1281 amino acids. Gene Ontology annotation, biological process: protein polyubiquitination; DNA damage response. The record is from RefSeq and is a predicted model, not a curated record.